CAAGCAAAGUCAGUCUACUCUGUUCUCUCUUCCACUCUCCUUUUCUGUUCUCUCUCCACUCUUUUAAAAAGUAGAGGAAGAAGUACUGUACACAGAGAAACAGAGAGAGGAUAAGGGAAGAGAAAUUAUCAAACGGUUGCGUUUUUUACUUCCAUCGUAGACUAAUCGCCGAAAUGCCGCCACCACCACAGCCACAAUCAAGCGCUAGCCUAAAUGGUGACCACAGACCACCACGCCCACCGCCAGCUUCAAAUACCCACCAAAAUCACCACCACCACCACCAUCCUUACUACCCAACUUCGUCUUCUUCCUCCUCAGCCUCUUUGAAAGGUUGCUGUUGUUGUCUCUUCCUUCUGUUCUCCUUUCUUGCCCUUUUAGUCCUUGCAAUCUUCCUCAUUAUCAUUCUUGCCGUCAAGCCUAAGAAACCCCAGUUCGAUCUCCAACAAGUCGGUGUUCAAUAUAUGGGAAUCUCUGCUUCAAAUCCCGCCUCAUUCGACCCCAGCACCACCACCACCACCACCGUAGCCACUGGUCCCACCACCGCUUCACUCUCUUUAACUAUUCACAUGUUAUUCACCGCCGUUAAUCCAAACAAGGUUGGAAUCAAGUACGGCGAGUCCAGGUUUACGGUUAUGUACCACGGGAUUCCUUUAGGGAAGGCUUCCGUUCCUGGAUUUUACCAAGAAGCCCACAGCGAGCGACAGGUGGAAGCCACCAUCUCCGUCGAUCGGUAUAGCUUGAUGCAAGCCAAUGCUGCCGAGUUGAUCAGAGAUGCUUCGUUGAAUGAUAGAGUCGAGCUUCGAGUUUUGGGUGAAGUUGGUGCUAAGAUCCGUGUUCUAGACUUCGACUCUCCUGGAGUUCAGGUUUCAGUGAACUGUGCUAUAGUGAUAAGUCCAAGAAAGCAAUCUCUUACUUACAAGCAGUGUGGAUUUGAUGGAUUGUCUGUCUGACUCAUGGCUAAAAACAAACAAAGAAAAAUGAAAAAAGAAGAAGAGGAAGAACAAAGAAGAAUUAUUUCUUUUUUUCCAUCUCUUAUUUUAUUUAUUUCUCUCAAGAGAUGGAGAUGUGCAAGAGAGAGAGUGGAGAAAAGCAAAAGGAAAGAAGCUUAGAAAGUAGAAAGCGAAGGGGGAAAAAAAACCCAUAUCCUCACAUGGAUGGAGAUGGAGGUGGAGUUGGAUCAAAGUCAAAGAUAGGUGAAAACAAGAAAAAAAAAAAUUUUGAGGAUCAUUUUCUAAAUGGGAAAUCAAAAGGUUUUCCCAAGAUUUUGCAGAUUUUAUUAUAUUGUGUUUUACUUACCUUCACUUGGAAGAAAAAAUUAUUGCUGAUUGCGUGUAAAGUUGUAAGACUCAUGUAAUGUUCACUAAUUGGCUUAUUCUUCUUUCUUUGUGAA
Messenger RNA from Jatropha curcas, 1390 nucleotides. RefSeq names its product Late embryogenesis abundant (LEA) hydroxyproline-rich glycoprotein family. Lineage: Eukaryota; Viridiplantae; Streptophyta; Magnoliopsida; Malpighiales; Euphorbiaceae. Gene Ontology annotation, biological process: defense response to other organism. The record is from RefSeq and is a predicted model, not a curated record. Gene Ontology annotation, cellular component: plasma membrane.